UCGCGGGAUGGAUGAACCGGACGCGGCGCAUCAGCGGAACGGGCCCGCCGCGGGUGCGAGCAUGCACGGGCUGUUUACGGACGCGGACACCGGGCGGCUCACACACGCGCUGACUCUGUCGGACAGCUGCCUGACGGUCCAGAACAUCAGCUCCCCUUCAUCGUCGGAGCACCUGGACCUGCGCGACUGCCUGGGGAGCCGCGCGCACCGGGGCGAGUGCGAGGACCAGAGCGCGGAUCUGUGCGUAUAUUUCUACCCGUGCCGGCACCGCUGGAUGGCCUCGGGUCCGGUUCGCCAGAGGGACGAGCGGAGCUUUCGGCUCGCGCUCAGUACAGAUGAUAAUGAUGAGGACGCGAACCUGCGCGAGGCGGAACGUUGGGCGCGCGCCAUCAGGCACAACAGCGCGCGCCGCCCGGAACACACGCACGGUGUGUUGUUCUCUGAGGUCCGCCGACCGUGUGGCGUGAUGGUAUUGGUCAAUCCUCAGAGUGGGCGGGGCCAAGCGAUGGCUUUCUAUAAUGGCCACAUUCAGCGGAUGCUCACUGAGGCGGAUAUACCGCACACGCUCUUCAUCACAGAGCGUCAGAAUCACGCGCGGGAUCUGGUGAGGAGCGCUGACCUGACGCAGUGGGACGCUCUGGUCAUUCUGUCUGGAGACGGGCUGCUGUUUGAGGUGGUGAACGGUCUAAUGGAUAGGCCGGAUUGGGAAAAGGCCAUCCAGACUCCUCUGGGAAUCCUGCCCGGAGGUUCAGGAAAUGCACUGGCUGCUUCCGUCCAUCACUACACACGAGCGUCUCCGGUGUGGGGUGAAGAUCUGCUGACCAGCUGUGGCUUUUUGCUCUGUAAGGGUCUGAUCUCUAAACUGGACCUGAUCUCCAUCCGUCUGUCGUCCGGCGCUCGUCUCUUCUCCUUCCUGUCUCUGGCCUGGGGCUUUGUGGCCGACGUGGACAUCGAGAGCGAGCAGUUCCGCCAGAUCGGAGCGCUGCGCUUUCUCCUCAGCACGCUGCUGCGUCUGGCCUACUUACGGAUCUAUCAGGGGAAACUAGCGUUCCUGCCUGCCGAAAGCCAGCGAGAAUCGGCCUCUGCUGGCUUUUCUACCGCAGACAGCCGGCUGCCCGACCACCUGCUGGUCCCGCUGGAGCAGCCCGUCCCGCAGGACUGGACGCUGGUGGAGGAGCAGGAGUUCGUCCUGGUGCUCGCCAUGUUUCAGUCGCACCUGGGCGAGGAUCUGCUGGCGGCUCCGGACGCUCGCGCCGACGACGGACUCAUUCAUCUGUUCUACGUGACGGCGGGAAUCUCGCGCACCAUGCUGCUGCGGCUCUUCUGGGCCAUGCAGAGCGGGACGCACCUGGACUGGGGCUGCACGCAUCUGGUGUACCGUCGCGUGCGAGCGCUGAGGCUGGAGCCGCUGAGCGAGGCCGGCGUGAUGACGGUGGACGGGGAGCGCGUGGAGUACGGGCCCCUUCAGGCACAGGUGCACAGAGGAGCGGCCCGCCUCAUCUCCGCAUGAACCGCAAACAGCUGUUUAAAAUGGGAGGUCCUUUACCUGAACCGCACAAUCCUGACUGGCUGCUGUUAAACUUGAAUUUAAUGUUCGUUUGUUUGUUUUAUUAAAGAAUUGUAAUUGAGUAAAUCUCAUAAAAAACAUGUCUAGGUCAUGCUUUGCCCCAAAAACAGAAGUAAAAAUAAUAGGAAAUU
This is a messenger RNA of Sinocyclocheilus rhinocerous, 1698 nucleotides long. RefSeq names its product sphingosine kinase 1 (gene sphk1). The record is from RefSeq and is a predicted model, not a curated record. The transcript has 5 exons. The coding region runs from base 8 to 1510 and encodes 500 amino acids. Gene Ontology annotation, cellular component: membrane; intracellular membrane-bounded organelle; cytoplasm. Lineage: Eukaryota; Metazoa; Chordata; Actinopteri; Cypriniformes; Cyprinidae. Gene Ontology annotation, biological process: phosphorylation; negative regulation of apoptotic process; cellular response to growth factor stimulus.